This is a messenger RNA of Gorilla gorilla gorilla (western lowland gorilla), 972 nucleotides long. Its product is annotated as histo-blood group ABO system transferase 2-like. Gene Ontology annotation, cellular component: vesicle; Golgi apparatus; membrane. The transcript has a single exon. Bases 342 to 791 code for a protein of 149 amino acids. The record is from RefSeq and is a predicted model, not a curated record. Gene Ontology annotation, molecular function: glycoprotein-fucosylgalactoside alpha-N-acetylgalactosaminyltransferase activity. Gene Ontology annotation, biological process: carbohydrate metabolic process. Lineage: Eukaryota; Metazoa; Chordata; Mammalia; Primates; Hominidae.
GCUAAAUGACGAGUUAAUGGGUGCAGUACACCAACAUGUCACAUGUAUACAUAUGUAACAAACCUGCACAUUGUGCACAUGUACCCUAAAACGUAAAGUAUAAUAACAACAAAAAAAAGACAGGUGUAAGAAAUUAUAAAAGUAUUAAUUUUGGGAACUGAUAAAUGUCCAUGAAAUCUUCACAAUUUAUGUUCCUCUGCUGCAGUUCCAGCCAGUCCCUCCAUUCGGGGUCCCUGACUUCCCACAACAACACACUUCAUGGGGGGACAUAGGGUGAACUACUACACUUCACCAACCAGCCAGGUCACAUUCCACACAUCAAGCUCCGAGAGGGACGGCAGAUGGUCAUCCUCCAGGUCCAGAGCUAUGCCCACUGGCAGGACAUCACCAGGCACCGCAUGGAGGUGAUCAGCAACUUUUCCCAGCAGCACUUCCUCGGGGAGGUGGAUUACCUUGUGUGUGCAGAUGUGGACAUGAAGUUCAACAACCGUGUGAGUGUGGAGAUCCUCUCUUCCCUGUUUGCCACUAUCCAUCCUGGCUUCUGUGGGUUCCAUCGGGACACCUUUGCCUAUGAAUGCCAGCCUCAGUCCCAAGCCCAUUUUCCUGAGGGUGAAGGGGACUUUUAUUAUAUAGGGGCCUUAUUUGGUGGGUCAGUGCUGGAGGUUUACAGGCUGAUCAUGGCCUGUCACCAGGUGAUGAUGACUGACCAAGCCAACCACAUCGAGGCCCUGUGGCAUGACGAAAGCCACUUAAACAAGUACCUGCUUAACCACAAACCCACUCUCCCUUGAGUACAUGUGGGAUUAAAAAGUCGAUGGAGUAUACGUUGGAUGAAUACCUGGUGGGUUUGUGCACCAUGAUAAACUGCAAGAGAUUUGUGGUCUUGGUAAAUAACAAUGAGGAAAUGUGAACUGAUGAGGGAAGCUUCCAGAAAGAGACCAGAGAGGGGGUGAUUGCCAGUCAGCCCGAAUC